Molecule: messenger RNA, 1152 nt
Organism: Copidosoma floridanum
Lineage: Eukaryota; Metazoa; Arthropoda; Insecta; Hymenoptera; Encyrtidae
Product: solute carrier family 35 member E2A
Source: RefSeq, a predicted model, not a curated record
AAAAAAACACCCACGCUGUUAAACAAAUGGUGUAGAAGAACUGUAAUGGAAAGUCACUCUUCUCAUUACAUGCAAAUGUCUCUCGACUCUGAUGACUUAUUAAUGCCAUUGAUUUCUUCAAAUCCAACGACACUCCACAUGGAUGACAGAAGUAGAAAGAAAGAUGCAACAGUUAUAAACACAAGUGAUUCCAAAUCUGGCUUGGCUAGCUCUCGUGCAAUAUUAUUUUUAAUAUUAUGGUACAUUUUUAGUGGGUGCACUCUUUUUCUCAACAAGUACAUAUUAUCUUACAUGGAGGGCAAUCCAACAAUAUUAGGUGCUAGCCAAAUGUUGAUGACAACAGUUUGUGGCCUUUUUCAAAUGUAUUUUCCUUGCGGUAUGUUUAAAGCAAGCCCUCGUUUAGUUAAGCCUGCUGGAUUUUACAAGCAUAUGAUGUUAGUUGGAUGCACAAGAUUUAUGACAGUAGUUUUAGGAUUGGUAUCGUUAAACUAUGUUGCAGUCAGUUUCACCGAAACAAUUAAAAGUAGUGCCCCUCUUUUCACCGUUUUCAUCAGUAAAUAUUUACUAGGUGAAUAUACAGGCUUAUAUGUUAAUUUGUCAUUAAUUCCUGUCAUGGGAGGUCUAGCUCUUUGCUCAGCAAAUGAAAUCAGUUUUGACUUGAGGGGCUUUGUGGCUGCAAUGGCUACAAACUUGACUGAAUGCUUACAAAACGUUUAUUCGAAAAUGCUGAUAAGUGGUGAUGGUUUCAAAUACUCACCUGCAGAACUACAAUUUUAUACAAGUCUUGCAUCAGUUGUGGUCCAAAUACCAGUGUCAAUCUUAUUAGUGGAUCUUCCAACUCUACAGCAUUCCUUUGAUUCACAUUUACUCUCAACAUUUGCGCUUAAUGGUAUAUUUUUUCACUUUCAAAGUAUCACUGCCUACGUACUUAUGGAUUACAUAAGUCCAGUAACUCACAGUGUUGCCAACACUGGAAAAAGAGCGUUUUUGAUAUGGCUGUCGAUAUUUUUAUUCAACAAUCCAGUAACUAAUCUUUCUGCAUUAGGAACGUUAUUGGUUAUAGCAGGAGUUUUAUUGUACAAUAAAGCUCAGGAAUAUGACAAAAAUGCAAGAAUUAAACACAGAUUUGUGUCUAAAAUUAAUGUACAUUAA